Molecule: messenger RNA, 427 nt
Organism: Struthio camelus australis
Lineage: Eukaryota; Metazoa; Chordata; Aves; Struthioniformes; Struthionidae
Source: RefSeq, a predicted model, not a curated record
GUGAGCGUGGUCUCCACGGUGCCAAGUCCUUGCGCUCCAGCGAGAGGCUGCGUUGCCUUCAGCGCUCCCCAAGGCCUCGGCAUGGAUUGUCCUUUGCUGCAGAUCCACACGUUCUGGGUGGAUGCCAAGAACUACGUGGAGCACACGCGGAAAUGGUACGCGGAAACCAUUCCCUUCCCGCUGAACUUCUUCCUGCCCAACUGCAUGCACAAGCAGCAUCUGGAGCGGCUGCAGCUUAUGUGGGGAGAUGGCUACAUGGAGGAUGAGGAGAAGCUGGAGAAGGAGCUGUACCGUGAUGCUCGGGAAUGCCUGACGCUCCUGUCCCAGCGCCUCGGGUCCCAGAAGUUUUUCUUCGGAGACGCGUACGUGACUGCGGGGCGGGUAAAGCGGGCGCAGGGCGGGAAGCGAUAGCUCUUCUGAGCUGCGA